ACCGGAGAGGAGACGGCACCGCCAUGGCGGCGGCGUUCAAAACUGUGGAACCAUUGGAAUAUUACAGGAGGUUUUUGAAAGAGAACUGUAGGCCUGAUGGAAGAGAGUUAGGUGAAUUUCGGACAACCACUGUCAACAUAGGUUCAAUUACAACUGCAGAUGGUUCUGCCCUGGUGAAGUUAGGAAAUACCACAGUGAUUUGUGGAGUAAAAGCGGAGCUUGCUGCACCUGCAGUGGAUUCUGCUAAUAAGGGAUAUAUUGUUCCAAAUGUAGAGCUGCCAUCCCUCUGUGCAGAGAGGUUUCGCUCUGGACCACCUGGUGAAGAGGCUCAAGCAGCGAGCCAGUUCAUUGCAGAUGUGAUUGAAAAUUCCCAGAUGAUAGUGAAAGAAGAUCUGUGUAUUGCCAAUGGCAAGCUUGCUUGGGUGUUAUACUGUGAUAUCAUAUGUCUGGACUAUGAUGGAAACCUUCUGGAUGCCAGUGUCUUUGCUUUGUUGGCAGCAUUAAAAAAUGUGCAAUUGCCAUUGGUUACGAUAAAUGAAGAAACUGGUUUAUCAGAAGUUAAUUUAAAACAGAAGAAUCCUUUGAUUAUCAGAAAGCAUCCGGUUGCCACAUCAUUUGCUGUAUUCGAUGACACGUUACUCAUUGUUGAUCCAACUGCUGAAGAAGAAGAUUUAGCAACUGGAACAGUAACCAUUGUGACUGAUGAAGAAGGCAGACUGUGUUCUGUCCAUAAACCAGGUGGAAGUCCUCUUACAGGAGCCAAGCUUCAGGACUGUAUCACCAGAGCAAUUACAAGACACAAAGAAGUAAAGAAGCUGAUAGACAAAGUAAUAAAAAGUAUAACACCCAAGUGAACAAAAAGAGAGCUCUUUCCAAAAAUGGAUUUGUAAAAAUUGUAUUUGUUACAGUGUUCACAAACCUUUUAUACUAAAUAAACAAAUAUCAAUACUACAUUUACAAAGUUCAUUUUUUCUAAAAUGUUUUUCACCCUUAUUCUAUGUACAAUAUUGUUGAGUGGUAAAAAAUACAAGAUAAAACAUUCUGUUAAAAAAUUAAGUGACUUGAGGAAACCAGAUCCUAGAGUUUUCUAGAUGAAAUUUCUAAGUUCUGUAAGGUUGGCUUCCAAAAUCAGUUCAUUUAUUUUAGUGUAAUGUCAAAAGUUCUUUUUCCCACCAGUAAUAU
Pseudopodoces humilis (Tibetan ground-tit) is the source of this 1182-nucleotide messenger RNA. It is a transcript of the gene EXOSC8, whose product is annotated as exosome component 8. The record is from RefSeq and is a predicted model, not a curated record. Gene Ontology annotation, molecular function: mRNA 3'-UTR AU-rich region binding. Gene Ontology annotation, biological process: nuclear polyadenylation-dependent rRNA catabolic process; exonucleolytic trimming to generate mature 3'-end of 5.8S rRNA from tricistronic rRNA transcript (SSU-rRNA, 5.8S rRNA, LSU-rRNA); U4 snRNA 3'-end processing. Gene Ontology annotation, cellular component: cytoplasmic exosome (RNase complex); nuclear exosome (RNase complex). NCBI's taxonomy places the organism in Eukaryota, Metazoa, Chordata, Aves, Passeriformes, Paridae.